This is a messenger RNA of Actinia tenebrosa (Australian red waratah sea anemone), 3300 nucleotides long. RefSeq names its product serine/threonine-protein kinase 33. The record is from RefSeq and is a predicted model, not a curated record. Gene Ontology annotation, molecular function: protein kinase activity; ATP binding. Gene Ontology annotation, biological process: protein phosphorylation. Lineage: Eukaryota; Metazoa; Cnidaria; Anthozoa; Actiniaria; Actiniidae.
UGGACCUGCCUGUUACCAGUCUAUCUCAGUUCGAGAUCGAGAGCGAGCGAUUGUCAAAGUUAUGUAAAGUUUGGCUUUUACGGUUUCUCCCUAUUUAUGCUUGGUUUGUGAGCUCCAGGGCUCUAGCGAUUGCCAAGGUGGUGGUAACUAUGAAACAACGAGUAGAUAAAUUGCUGGAGAAUUCUAAUUUACGAAAAGAAUCAUUUGUACUGUGCAUCAUGGAAAUUUAGUUAAAUAUUUCCUUGAAAAUAUUCUUGUGUUGGGCUAAAUAAUGGCCCAGUAUUCUAACAGAAAGGAGGCUCCAAAUGCAUGGCGAACGAAUAUACAACACACUAGAAUAGAAGACGAAAAACAGAUUGAGGAAAUUUAUGAGUUUGGUGAAAUGCUUGGCAAAGGUAGUUUUGGGGUCGUCAAGGAAGCUAAACACAUCGAAACAGGGACAAGAUGGGCGAUCAAGGCAGUUAAUAAAGAAAAGGCUGGGAGCUCUGCAGUGAAGCUGCUAGAAAGAGAAGUUAUGAUAUUGAAAAAAAUUGAACAUGAGCAUUUAGUCCACCUAGAGGAGAUUUAUGAAACUUCUAAGAGGAUGUAUUUAGUCAUGGAGCUUUGUGAUGCUGGAGGACUGGAAAAGCUGUUAGAAAAAAAGAAGAGGCUUACUGAAAAAGAAACAUGGACUGUCAUAAAACAGCUAGCAAGUGCUGUUGCCUAUUUACAUGACUUUGAUAUUGUUCAUCGUGACCUAAAGCUAGAGAACAUUCUACUGAGUCAUCCAGUUGGCAAUGAAUUACUAAACAUUAAGAUAACAGACUUUGGUUUGUCUAUUGUCAAGGGUGGGGUAGGGAGCGAUUCUAUGAUGCAAAGUGUUUGUGGUACUCCUAUUUAUAUGGCUCCUGAAGUCAUAGAUGAUCUUGGUUACAGUCAGCAGUGUGACAUAUGGAGUAUAGGUGUUAUUAUGUUUACUCUUUUUACUGGAAGGCCCCCAUUUAUGGCUGAUACAGAAGAAAAACUAUAUGAAUUAAUAAAAAAGGGUGAAGUGGACUUUUCUGAUGAAUGUUGGGAGACAUGUCAUGAAUCAGCCAGAAACCUUUUACUUGGAAUGUUAAAAGUUGAUCCAGCUCAUCGCAGAACUGCAAAAGAAAUUUUAAUUCAUCCGUGGAUCACAGGUGAUUCAGAAGCAUCAGAACCAUCAAAUGUAUUAGAGUUAAUGAAACUAUACAGAGAAGAGCUUAAACAGGAAAAUGACAAAAAGGGACACUGCAGUCCCUCUAGAUCUUCUGCUGGAACCAAAAAGUCAACUUCUUCCUCAGGGAAAAAACAAGUAUCUCAAACUCGGUCAAAAAGUAAUGCUAUGCCUUCUCCUUCACCGAGUUCACGUGAAUCCCACAGUCCUAUUCGCUCAAAGGAAUCAUCAAAAUCUACGCCAAGUACUUUUGGGGGAAGCACGGUACCUAGCUAUAUGCACCCAACGAAAAGUUCCCAAAGUCCUUCCACUCUGAAAUCCACAGGAACUCCAAAGACUCGUAGACCAACUGACAAGAAGAGGUGACCAAGCCUUAUAUCUUAAGCGAUAUUAUUUAAUUUAGGCUACAAAAGACAGAAAAUGAACAUAAGAACAGUGAURUGAUAAAUCCUAAUAUGUUUGUUGUGCUUUUAAUAGAACUUUAACGAUCACAUCAAUACCGUGCUUUAAGCUGAAAAUAGGAAUAACAAGUGGAUGGUAAUAAAGUGUCGAUGUAAAAGCCAUCUCUAUUUUCUAUCAUCUUAUGGAAAGGAAAAUUUGUUGCUCAUUCAGUGAUAAUUAAAUCAAAAAUACUGUACAACUUGCUAUGCAACAUUGUUGCACGAUAACUUUCCAUGAUUUUGUUGCCUAUAUUAGAGUGACCACAGUAAAUCCGUGAAACUUUAGUAAUACUAAAUAGCACAAGUUUAUGCAAAUUCCUUUGUUUUCUAUUGUCUAAUUAGCACUAUUUUGUACUAUUUAGUAAUUAAUGUUUCACGGAUUAGUUGUUUGCACUCUACAACUAGUAUAGUACUAAAGUCUUUGGAGAUAAAAAGCUUAGUUUUUAGCACUUCUCAGACACAGUGUUAUGCAAUUUCAUCAAGAGAAAAUKAACUAAGAAAAGGAAUCUCUUGUAUUCAUGCUUAAAACCAUCAUAGGCACAUUUUGAUGCUAUUUUUAGAAUCAUAUUUGCCAUCUUUUAUGUUCACCACGCGAAUACUGCGAACGCUCUACGCUGUUUGCCCACUUUUAGUCGAAAAAUACCGAGAAAACUUCCAGAGCUAACAGGGUAGAGCGCGUGCAGAAAAUAAAAACGAUGGAAAUGUUAUUCUAAAAUUAGCAUUAAAUGAUUCGAAAAAUAGCAUGAAAGGUGAUUGCUCAUGAUGAGGCACUGGAAUUUUUUCUUUUAGUUCAUUUUCUCUUGAUUUCGUCCAUCCAUUAUUUAAUUGUCAUUUUCAUUGAUAUAUAUUUUGUAGUGCGAUCACGCGUAGACAUUAUUAUCAAGGGGAUGCACACGCUUUCUAAUGUUAGUAGAAGAGUAUCAUUCGCAGGUUUACGCAACCAGAAGUGUCGAAGGUACAAGKAAUUAACUAGUGUGUAACAUGGCAAGUCUGUAAACAAAUUUUAAACUGGAGGAAAAACGUCAACUCUGGUGUCUAAAUUGUGACUUUUCCACUUUAAAGUAUGGAUUUCCAGGCCACCAAAUAAAAAAAAGUUAGUACACCUCAGUUUUGCAGUGGAGUCAUUUUUACGGCACUAUUCAUCAGAUCAGCUGGAUAUAGAGCGUUUUUACUCACGUGACAAGGCAACCAUAUUGGUGUGCUAAAACUGAAUAGAAACCUUUUGCACAAUUUUUGUAUAAAACAGAGUUCAUUUCCCCAGAAAAUGUAUUGUUUUGGGACACCAACAUGGUCGCUGUGACGUCACGUGAAAACGCUCUCUUAUCGUGUGCGUAGCUACGAAAUGAUCUUGGUAACUAAUUGUUUUGAUCCUAUUUUGAAAUACAAAGAUGUCAAUUUCGUUUGUCUUUGUAAUUUAUGAUACUGAAAGGCAGAAAAGGAGAUCUUGUUUUGGAAAAGCUGGGGUUUUUUGUGGUUACUCGGCUUCUAGAGAAGCGGUGGCCGCUAUGUCAACUAGUGUAGUCAUCGAUAAGCAGGGCGGUGAAACGAGCAUACAUGCAACAAUGUUAACGAACUUUGUAAAAAGACCAAAAAAAACAUACUACAAGACGAAAUUAGAUAAUUCUCAAAUGUUUUCACAUAACUGUUGAAAAGAAAUAAAGCAGCUCUUUGGAACGUCUAAAA